CGGAAGUGCGGGGGCUGAGGGAGCGCCGGCGCCGGCCCAAACAGAAAAAAGGAUCAAAGCCGAAGGAGGGGGGGGAGCCUUUCCUUGUUUUGCAGGCGCCAAAAGGUUGACUCGACACUUCCGCACAACAGAAGACAUACAUCGAUACCCACCAACCCCUCCCCAGUAUAGAGAGUCUUAAAGAGGUCGUGGCUAGACAGUCUAGACAUUCUUCCCUCUUCUCUCCCACUCUCUCUUCCUCCUUUACUCUCUUCCUUUGCCGGCUGUCUCUGCAAGUGUUAGGAAUGAUCCGCUCAGCUACCCCUAGAGCCCUUCGCAGGGCGCUCCAAAGGGCUGGCUCCUCGGGAAGUGCCUCCCCUUUCUCCUCCUCUUCUUCGGCGGCGGCGACCUCGAUACCAGCAGCAGUAGCAUUGAUACCCUCUCCAUCCUCAUCAUUAUCAUCGUCGUCGUCCCUAGCAUCAUCAAGGUCAUCAUCAUCAUCAGUAUUGCGCCAGCAUAGCGUUCCUCAUCCCUCGCGUCGCAGCCUCCAUUCUUCCACCUCACUCGGAAGCGCAUGGCCCGUAGGAGCCUCAGCGGGGGAAGUGGAAGGAGAGUCUUCUUCUUCGACCUCUUCUGCUGUACCAAGCUCAAGCUCAAGCUCAGCCUCAGGAAGCGGUAGCGCUAAUGGCAAUGGCUCCUCCUCUAGCACCUCGCAGGACAGAAGGCCAAUUGACUUGACGGAUGCGGGCAGCUCGAGGGGUACACGGCAGAAGUUGGAGAUGCCAAAGAGCAAGGCGGUCAAGUCUUUGAUGGAUUUGAGAGAUAUGAAGAAGAAGGGCAAAGCAAUAGCUUGCUUGACGGCCUACGACUACCCGACUGCCCUCUCUCUGCGUCGGUCCGAUAUCGACAUCUGUCUCGUGGGCGACUCCAUGGCAAAUGUAGCCCUCGGGCACGCAUCCACCCAAUCCCUCUCCCUCGACGCUACCAUCCACCACUGCCAAGCAGUGUACCGUGGUCUCUUCUCUCCAGUCCUCUCCAUGUCCCCCGAUACCCCCGGAGCGCCAAUCCUCAUCGUGGAUCUGCCAUUUGGUACCUUCCACGAUUCUGUAGAGCAGGGAGUGCAGACGGCCGUGCGACUGCUCAAGGAGGGUGGGGCAGAUGGCGUCAAGAUCGAAGGAGGGAAAGAGAUUCUCCCCCUCGUGCGGCGUCUCACCCAAUUCGGCAUCCCCGUCAUGGGUCAUCUCGGUUUACAACCACAGCGAGUCGCCUCUACGGCAGGUUAUCGCCUCCAAGGUCGUACUGCCGACGAGGCUUCGCUCAUCCUUGAAGAGGCGCUAGCCCUACAGGAAGCAGGCGCCUUUAGCAUCGUCCUCGAAUGCAUUCCCAACAAGAUUGGAGAACUCGUCUCUCAACAAUUGGAGCGGACAGUCACCAUUGGAAUUGGAGCAGGACCAAUGUGCGAUGGACAGAUCCUUGUAACGAAUGACCUACUGGGAGAACUUACCAGUCCAUGGCAUGUAGUUCUUGGGCUUGAGGAGACGGGCAAGUCGACGACGACGACAACGACUGCUGCUGAAUUGCUGCCACGGCUGCACCCUUCUGCCCCCAAGGGGCCCAAGUUCGUGCGCAACUUUGCCGAAGUAGCUCUACAAUCCAUGUCCAAGUCCAACUCUAGCAGCUCCAGUACCAGUAGUAGCGGAAGCAGCGACCUUGCAGCCACUGCGGGUGCUGGCGCAUUUGGUCUUGGCGCUCUACGCCUCGCGGCAGUCGAGGCGUACGUGCAGGCAGUCAGGGAGCGCUCUUUCCCCGAUCCGGAGCGCGAGGGGUAUAAGAUCAAGGGCGAUGAAUUGAGAGAGUUUGUAAGGAGGUUGGAGGGGAUGAAGAAUGUAAAGAAUUGAGCUGGAGCUUGGAGUUUGGAGCUUGAGACUGGAUCUUGGGAUUGGACUGACGAUACCAAGACGGGUGUGGUGCAGGCUGCGUAUGUGAUUGCAGGGACGGAGAGCAUACCCCACCCACACAAGACCGACAGUGUAGAUCGAGGCGUUUUUCAUCCUCGGCAUCAUC
Messenger RNA from Microstroma glucosiphilum, 2043 nucleotides. RefSeq lists its product as hypothetical. Gene Ontology annotation, cellular component: mitochondrion. The transcript is spliced from 2 exons. NCBI's taxonomy places the organism in Eukaryota, Fungi, Basidiomycota, Exobasidiomycetes, Microstromatales, Microstromataceae. Bases 285 to 1877 code for a protein of 530 amino acids. The record is from RefSeq and is a predicted model, not a curated record. Gene Ontology annotation, molecular function: 3-methyl-2-oxobutanoate hydroxymethyltransferase activity; magnesium ion binding. Gene Ontology annotation, biological process: pantothenate biosynthetic process.